AUACUCAGUGUGACAGCAGACAAUGCAUCAUCAAACGAUACUCUCGUGACAGAACUCGUAGAUCUGGUGCCCCACUUUGCGGGUCAGGCAAGUCACACACGAUGUUUCUUGCAUAUCAUCAAUCUUGUUGCUAAGUCCCUGUUACAUGAGUUCGAC
Suillus discolor is the source of this 156-nucleotide messenger RNA. RefSeq lists its product as uncharacterized. Lineage: Eukaryota; Fungi; Basidiomycota; Agaricomycetes; Boletales; Suillaceae. The transcript has a single exon. The annotation marks the transcript as partial. The record is from RefSeq and is a predicted model, not a curated record.